Messenger RNA from Penicillium alfredii, 1611 nucleotides. Its product is annotated as inositol-3-phosphate synthase INO1. Bases 1 to 1611 code for a protein of 536 amino acids. Gene Ontology annotation, biological process: inositol biosynthetic process; phospholipid biosynthetic process. The record is from RefSeq and is a predicted model, not a curated record. The transcript has 2 exons. NCBI's taxonomy places the organism in Eukaryota, Fungi, Ascomycota, Eurotiomycetes, Eurotiales, Aspergillaceae. Gene Ontology annotation, cellular component: cytoplasm. Gene Ontology annotation, molecular function: inositol-3-phosphate synthase activity.
AUGGCUCCCCACGCAAGCUCGGAUGUUGCCAAUGGCGCCGUGAACGGGUCGGCUCGCCAAGAACCCUCCCCUCUGUUUACUGUCAACUCGCCUAAUGUCGUCUAUACACCGGACGAGAUCAAGAGUCACUAUGCCUACCACACCACUGAGGUGACUCGCUCCGCGGAUAACCAGCUGGUGGCCACCCCCAAGUCGUCCAACUACAACUUCAAGGUUGACCGCAAGGUCGGCAAGGUCGGUAUGAUGCUGGUCGGCUGGGGUGGAAACAACGGCUCCACUGUGACUGCUGGCAUCCUCGCCAACCGCCGCGGCCUGUCCUGGGAGACCCGCGAGGGCAAGCAGGCAGCCAACUACUACGGUUCCGUCGUCAUGAGCUCCACGGUCAAACUGGGCACCGACGCCAAGACCAGCGAGGAGAUUAACAUCCCCUUCCACGACAUGUUGCCUAUGGUCCACCCUAAUGACCUGGCUAUUGGCGGUUGGGAUAUCAGCAGCCUGAACCUGGCCGAGUCUAUGGACCGGGCUCAGGUGCUGGAGCCCACCCUCAAGAACCUGGUCCGCAAGGAAAUGGUCGAGAUGAAGCCGCUGCCUAGUAUCUACUACCCCGACUUCAUUGCCUCCAAUCAGGAGGACCGUGCCGAUAACGUCGUUGAGGGCACCAAGGCCAGCUGGGCUCACGUCGAGAAGGUCCAGAAGGACAUUCGUCACAGCGAGUUCAAGGCUCAGAACGGACUGGACAAGGUGGUUGUCAUGUGGACCGCCAACACUGAGCGGUACGCUGACAUCAUCCCGGGCGUGAACGACACUGCCGACAACCUGAUCAACUCGAUCAAGACCGGCCAUGAGGAAGUCGCCCCGUCUACCGUGUUCGCCAUUGCCUCGAUCCUGGAGAACGCCCCGUUCAUCAACGGCUCGCCGCAGAACACCCUUGUUCCCGGUGCCCGCGAGUUUGCCGAGCAGCGCAAGGCCUUCAUCGGAGGUGACGACUUCAAGUCGGGCCAGACUAAGAUGAAGUCGGCCCUCGUUGACUUCCUGAUCAACGCCGGUAUCAAGCUCACCUCCAUUGCCAGCUACAACCACCUGGGAAACAACGAUGGCAAGAACUUGAGCUCUCAGAAGCAGUUCCGCUCCAAGGAGAUCUCCAAGUCCAACGUGGUCGACGACAUGGUGGCGGCCAACUCGAUCCUGUACGAAAAGGACGAGCACCCCGAUCACACCGUCGUCAUCAAGUACAUGCCGGCGGUUGGUGACAAUAAGCGUGCCCUCGAUGAAUACUACGCCGAGAUCUUCAUGGGUGGUCACCAGACCAUCAGCCUGUUCAACAUCUGCGAGGACUCACUGCUGGCGUCGCCCUUGAUCAUCGAUCUGGUGGUGCUCGCCGAGAUGAUGACCCGUGUCAGCUGGAAGGAGGACGCCGAGGGCGCCGAGUACAAGGGCUUCCACAGCGUUCUCAGUGUGCUCAGCUACAUGCUCAAGGCUCCCAUGACCCCGCCGGGAACCCCCGUGGUCAACGCUCUGGGCAAGCAGCGCUCCGCUCUGAUCAACAUCUUCCGGGCCUGCGUCGGUCUUCAGCCCGAGUCGGAUAUGACCCUGGAGCACAAACUGCUCUAG